AUUCCUGGAAGAAUGGGAGCCCCAGGAGAGCCAGGUCUGUCUAUCAUUGGACCAAGAGGACCACCCGGCCAACCUGGGACAAGAGGAUUUCCAGGGUUUCCAGGUCCAAUUGGGCUGGAUGGCAAGCAUGGACAGAAUGGGGCCAAGGGUGACAUGGGUCAGCGUGGCCUUAAAGGACUCCCUGGAGAACCCGGACCUAAAGGAGAGAAGGGUGUCUGUGGCGACUACACACAUCGGAAGCGACGCAUUGUACAGCCCUGUGCUGGACAGUUGGCCACAGGCGAGCCAGGAGCGCAGGGGCCCCCAGGACCACCAGGCCCCCCUGGUCUUCCGGGGAGCCCAGGUCUGAACGGAGCCAGCGGCUCACCGGGUAAGCCAGGGGAAGCGGGAAACCCCGGGAAAGACCCAAGGCUCUUACCAGGACUGAAGGGCGAACCAGGUUUACCAGGACAGAAGGGUGAUCGAGGGGACGUUGGUCCAAUGGGUCCUGAAGGCAGAAAGGGUGACCAGGGAACCAAGGGAGAUGAAGGGAAGAGGGGGUUUUCAGCAGAGAAAGGGAAGAAGGGUGGACCAGGCUUCCCAGGCAACCCUGGGUCAAAGGGCCACACUGGUACCCCUGGUAUCCCUGGCAAGAGGGGCUACAGGGGAGAGAAGGGAGAGGCUAUUCUUUCAGCACUUGGAAUUAAAGGAGAACCCGGCUCACCAGGAGUGCCAGGCCUAAUGGGACCGAAGGGUGACAAGGGUGAUCAGGGAAACCAGGGAGAGGCAGGCCCUGAAGGCCCAGCUGGACCAAGAGGCCCUGCAGGUCCAACUGGCGAACCAGGAAAAGCUGAACUCCAUAACAAUGAAAAUGAUAUUCGCAACAUACAUCUUAUGGGUCCGCCUGGAUUACCUGGACCUCCAGGGCCUCCUGGGUUCACUGGGACAAAAGGUGACGUUGGCCUCCCAGGUCCCCCAGGCCUUGAUGGAGAGAAGGGGCCCAGAGGGAAACCUGGAGAACCUGGUCCCCUGGGCCCAGUUGGUCCUGAAGGUCCCAGAGGAGAGGGUGGUGUAAUGGGUUUCCCAGGACCAAAGGGAGACGAGGGAGACACGGGUCCAGCUGGAUCACCAGGCACAAAAGGCGAGCCUGCGGAAGGAGGAAGGUCAGAGCUGCUCUAUGGUCCUCCAGGUCCCCCAGGGCCAUCAGGACCAGUUGGCCCAGCAGGAUCGCAAGGACCUUCUGGGCCAAAGGGAGAGCCAGGCCUAGGCCUCAGGGGAGAAAAGGGAACAACAGGUCAGAAGGGCGACAAGGGAGACAGAGGCCAUCUUGGACUUCCUGGGGCUCAUGGGUUAGACGGCAGACCCGGUCCAGUGGGUCUGAUAGGACCAGCAGGAGUGCCAGGACCAGCAGGACCAAAGGGAGAGAGAGGUGAGAGUGGAGACGCAGGACUACCAGGACCAAUCGGCCCGCAGGGCAUUCCUGGAUUUGCAGGGCCACAAGGACUCAAAGGGAAUCGGGGUUUCCGAGGCUUUAAAGGAGAGAAAGGUGAACCGGGCCUGCCAGGCCUGGAUGGGCUGGAUGCCCCUUGUCCUGUGGUAUGGUGCUCUCUCUUUCCUCCCCAGCAUGCAUUUACCUAACA
Messenger RNA from Phycodurus eques (leafy seadragon), 1619 nucleotides. RefSeq names its product collagen, type XIII, alpha 1 (gene col13a1). The transcript is spliced from 35 exons. NCBI's taxonomy places the organism in Eukaryota, Metazoa, Chordata, Actinopteri, Syngnathiformes, Syngnathidae. The coding region runs from base 13 to 1617 and encodes 534 amino acids. The record is from RefSeq and is a predicted model, not a curated record.